Messenger RNA from Osmia bicornis bicornis, 6682 nucleotides. RefSeq names its product neuronal cell adhesion molecule. The coding region runs from base 1344 to 2303 and encodes 319 amino acids. Gene Ontology annotation, biological process: cell-cell adhesion. The transcript is spliced from 7 exons. Lineage: Eukaryota; Metazoa; Arthropoda; Insecta; Hymenoptera; Megachilidae. Gene Ontology annotation, molecular function: protein binding. The record is from RefSeq and is a predicted model, not a curated record.
UCUCAUAUUUAUAUUAAAUUUUUUAAUUUUCUUGAAAUGGCGAAAGAUUUUUAAUUCAAGCGUGAAGGUUGUGAAUUUAAUUGUCAUCGUGGAAUUUAAUUCAUAGAUAACUUUAAAAUAUCCCUCUCAAAGUUUCUCAUUGAAGACUUUAAAUUAGAUAAUGUGUAUCAGUGUCCUGUCGAUAACACAAUCAUGUUCCUGAGCUUAAAGAUAAAAAACCAAGGUUUCUGUACCUUCGUUUAACAAUAUUAUCCUCGAUAAUUCAUAUCUCGAAACAUCUUUGGCUACGCAAGACGACCAACCUUCUUUGAUACUUCUACAACGAUGUCCUCUACAUGUAUUUCCUUUUCUCUCGUCCAGGACAUCGCCGAAACUUUGAUUGUACGGAAAAGAGCGUUCGUUUUCGUUGUUCGGUUUGAUUAAUAAGGAACGCGAUAAUUCGUUGGAACUCGCGACGGAUGACAAAAACGACAGAACUUUUAACCUACACAAAAGAGGCAACGUCGCCAUGUUUCACGUUUGAUCGUUCGAUAAUUUAUUUUGUUUGCAAAGGAAAAUCGUGCUCCAGUUUUUAAUACAUUUUUCUUUGGAAGAAACGCGUGGCCAUCGAAUCGGGAACGUGGCUUUUCAAUCCCAAUGCGCCGACUCUUUUGUCACGUAAACUCGUUCUCCUUUGUUCGUAUAAACAUAUUUUCACGUACAUAUGGAUAUUUCAAGUAUCCCAGACAUCCUGGAUGAACUUUAGGAUUAUCGAGGACACAAUAAACCUGUAUAAGAUACGUUUAGAUCGGUUUUUCUGGAAAAGUGUUAUUGUAUAAUUUUUCACACCUGUUCUCCGCGUUGUUUUCAUUUUCCAUAAUACACGAAAACAACUCGUUUCCUCUACGUUAUCUCUGUUCCAUAACGAGGAUCGCAUUUCCGGUACACGAUCGUAGCUUCUGUGACGCUUGCAAAUCGCACCGUAUUUAUAGCAGUCCUUCCGCUCUUCCGCUUAUAUUCGCGGUGAACGUUUUGAUCUCCGUCUAGUGGAAAUUCGUGGUGCAAUUCGAAAAAAUCAACGCGCGAUUCGUACAGAGACGGUAGCUGUUACUUUCAUUUUUGGUGCAGUUGCAGCCCUGUUGUUUGAUCAAGUUUCCUGUUUAACCACGAGAGCGCGCCAUCGGCAACUCAAUAAAAUCCAAAGAGCGCCGGACGGGCGGUGUUCCGCGAAGCGUGAUGAGUUUGACAGCUCCCGCGUACUGAACGUUAUUCAAAAGUAAAAAAUCGAUCAAGAGAUGAGGCCGAAAAAAAAUCCUUAACACGUUUUCCGUAUGCAUCCACGCGAGACCGUCUAAUAUGGGAGAAUGGUUGGUCAUAGAAUCAUUACGCUGAUAUUUUUUCUGGCAGCAUGGCACGAAGCAGUAACUUUAGUGCCAGUACGCUCGGUGGCUGUAGACCUUGGGCAAAAUUUGACUCUGGCAUGUGCAGAAGAAGAUGCACUGCCACAGUCAGGAGAGUCUGUUGGAAUGAUGUGGAUAAGGGAGGGACGCGAAGAUGGACAAAUUGAACGUCUAAAGGUUGAGCCUAAUGGAGCAUUGGAACUUAUUAAUGUCAGUGCAGAUGAUGCUGGAAACUAUUCAUGCACCUUAGAUGAUGAUCAUGAUGCUGUUAAAACUAGAGUCAAUGUACAAGUUAAAACUCCUCCUCCAGCUUUGCACAAUGUAUGGGUAAAACCAUCAACAAUAUUGGCAAAUAUUCUUUGGGAAGUAGCUGGCACAGGUGGUUAUCCUAUCAUAGAUUUCACUGCCGAAUAUCGUCUUAAACCAAGUGUGGGUGAAGAACCAGAAGACUGGAAGCCUAUUGUUCCAACGCACAUUCCACCAAAUUCUAGGCAAAUUGAUGUAUAUCACUUGGUGCCAAACACGACCUAUUCUUUCCGAGUUUGGGCAACAAAUCAGCUAGGGAGAGGUGACAUUGUUGAGGUUGAAGGUCAUACACAUCACAGUAUCGAAGAACUAGAACUUGCAAGACAUCUCUUAGCAGGUGUAGAAAACUUUGACACUCGUGUCUGGGUGGCAGCAGUAGGGAUAGUUAUGGGUACACUUAUGAUUCUUGGUAUAGGUACUUGUUACCUCCUCUAUCGUGAGUGCAAAGUACCCUCGCAGCUGGAGGAGCAGGAAGUGAUUGAACUUGUACCCAAUAUCAUUCUGAAUCCAGGAUUUUUUGAUGAAAGAAUCGAACAUAUUCCGCAAGAUGAAAAUUUCAACAACCAGACUACCACACGUUUGAACAAUAACAGCGUUGUGCAACCUAUGCGACUUUAGCGAUUAAAUACUUAGAUUUCUGUGGCUAAUUUUUAUUAACAAGUGGCUUGAGCACAAUUUAUGUGUCACCUUAAACGUAAGUAACUGGAAUUACAAGAGGCCUCGAAUCUACCAAAGUAUCGCAGAAUUUAGAGAUCGGGUAAGCGGUGAGGUUGACGAUAAUCACCGCUAAAACUGAGAUUUGUUUUUGUUUAUAGUCAGAAAAAUUGAGAAAUGCAUCAUACAUUUUGAGUGUUCGAAUGAAGUAAAACUUUUCACUUACAAUGUAAAGUGUUCAAAGCAUAUGUAAGACUCUGUUAGGUUUUGUGAAAAAAACGGAGUAGAACAUUUUUGAAGAUGUUUACAAGGAAGUUCUAACAUUGAAAAUCCGAUAUUAUUGCUCAUUAAUCGAGCUUAAAGGUGAAGAACUCCUGUAAGCUAAAGAAAUAUUCUUAGUAAGACUGUAAUUCUAAGAACAAACAAAACGAAAUUUCCGUGAAAUUAAAGUUCGUACGGUGUUAAUAUAAGUGGCAUACUUUGCUCUUACAUUCUGCAUGAACAUGACAAUGUUUUUACAAUUAUUUUUAAUCAUUAUUACUGCAUACAAGUGAAAUCUUAAGGGACGACAAUAUCAUGCAGAAAGUAAGAUUAUCGCAAAUUCACAUAAUCGGAUUAAACAGAUUUUGUCAGACGCGAGGUAUGAUAAAGGCUUGCUUACUGCCGUUUUAAGGUGUGCAGAAGUCGUUGGUACGAAAGUUCCUUUUUUUUUUGCGUCUUUACAAAGAUUUUUUUUUUAUUAUUUAUUGUUAUAAGAAUUUAUUUGUUUUUGUUUUUAGAGAAUAUGUUGGUAAUGUUUUUCUUCCAAAGAAUUUAAGAUUAGUGAACAAUGCACGAUAUACUCUUUCUGGAGAAAAAUCCUGUGAAUCAGAGAGUGUACAGUGUAAAAACCAUGGUACUCUAAUUGAAAAGUAAUUCUACUAUGUUAGCAUUAUUUAUAAUAAUAUUAUAUUCUUCGUACUUUUAACUUUGCAUGCAAUCAUUCAAUUAAUAUGUAAUGCUUCAACAUGCUUUUGCACCACCUUAAUAACAAAUGCAAUAUUUACCGCUACAGAAUUAUUAUAAAAAAUACUAUAAAAUCAAAUUUUAUCAAAAAGAAAAUUUUAACAAGCGCGAGAUAGCACAAUUUUUUUAACAAUAAGUUUCAGUGUGUGAACUUUUUAAAAAAGUAAACAAAAAAAAAAAAGAAUCCAUUAAUAAUCUUCGUGAUAUUCAGCGAAUAAGAAUUAUUCCUGGGCAUCAUACACUUCAGUUCAAUUCAUUGCAUUCAGAUUAGCAGUAAAUGUAGGAUAAAGUAGAAUAAGUUAAAAUAUUUUGGAUAUCAUCUUUGAUAGAAUCAAGUUUGAUAAUGAAUUGUUGAAACAAAUCUUUUCCCAGAUAUUCAUUUUCUAUGAUAAUGAAUAUUAUCAUCUCAUUGAAAUUGCAUAAAAUGAAAUUCAACUUAGUCAAUCAAUAAGGUUGAUGAUUUUGAUAAAAGCUCUUCCUGUACAAAUACAUAAUUAUUUUCCACAAUUUACAAGUAGUAUCAUAUCAGAAUUUGUCAUUGUGAAAAAUAUCUUAUUAUAGUAGCGAGUGCUUAGUGUUGAGGCUUUUCUUCAUUAAAAAUACGGUAUUAUUUUUAUUCUUUACCUAAAGCUCUCAGGAAAGAUCAAACGAUAUGUUCUUUUGUUGUUAUUCAGAUUUUUUUCUUUUUUUGUUUUAAAUUAAUCUCUAUUAAAGCUCUCCAAGUGACAAAUAUAGAACUGGUUGUGGAAAUUGAUUCUCGUAUUAGUCUUUCAUCUGUUAUUAGUGAAGUUCAUAUUGUGAGAAACAUAAUACCUUAAUGACUCUACUUAAAACAAUUGUAUAAGUUAAUAUCUUGCUUUUGUCAAUAUAAAGAAAGUGACAAAAAGCAAUUUGGUGCACGCAGGUUGUAUAAAUAUUGGUUGUGCGUUGUUACAUUGAAGCUUUAUGAUCUGUUCCUCCCUUUAGCAUGAUAAAUUAUAGGGGUGAACAGACUCAGUUCGGCUUCGUACUAUGCACUCUGUGUUGUGAAUGGUAUAUAUACGCGCUAAUGAAAAAUAAUAAUACGAUAAUAACAAUAAUGAUAACGAUAUAAAUAUAUAUAUAUAUAUUUAUAUAGCCGAGGCAUCGUAAUAUUUUAGCUAUAAGCAAAGACAAUUUUUUAUAUAAAUAAUAAUAUUGCUGAAAUGCAGUGAUGAAUAUUUAUCUACAUAUUCAUAUAGAUAAUUUUGUGCUAUGAUAUCGAGCUUCAAGAGUGAUCUAGUAGAUUUGCCCAUUAAGAAUCUUUGAUGUAGAAUAUCAUAUUUCUUCUUUCUUUCAGAAGAGUCGUGUAGUACAUUCUUUCAUUCAGAGACUGUAUAAAGACAUCAUUUUGAUAAAUUUUAACAAUGCAAAAUUUUUAAAUAUUAAUAAUACAUAGAACAAUUGUAUUCAUUUUCUAUACAAAAAGAAUCUUAAGUUUAAAAAAUUCAGCAAUAAUCUAUUCAAUACUUCAAGACACGACCCUUCAUAUCUCAUGCACAUUCAAAUAAAAUAUGAUCACUUGUUUCUGCUGACUUACAUAACAAUAGAUAUAUUGUAAUUUAAAUGUUUAACUGUCUCUAUCAAAGCUAUCUGGUGAAGGCAUAGGUUUUACAUUUAGUGGCAUUAACAACAUGGUGAAACCUGAUAAGAAAAAAAAAAGUAUAAAUGUUACUUGGAAUAUAAAAUGAGAAAUUAUUCUUAUAAUUGCUGGCUGCUAUGAGAGCUAACAAUGAAGCUAAGUCAUCUGAGUUUAGAAUUCUGCCAUUGCAUAUUAUAGAAGAUCUGCAUAUCUACCUAUGCAACAUAGGAUGUUUAUAAAAUCACCUUCAUUAUAUUAGGAAUACAAUCAAUAAAAUAAUAUCAUUAAAGCCAAGAAUAAAUGAUAAGAUAAUAAUUAUAAUUUUCUUUUUGAAGGAUAAAUAGUAUUUUUUUAACAUUAUGAAUAAUAUGUUCUUCUUAAUUAGGUACUUCAGAUUGAUAUUAAAAUCAAAAAUACGUUGCUAAGUUUAAUUUUAUCUAACAAAUUUUUUACCUUUGUAUACCAAGAAAUGAAUCAGAUUGUAUACCAGUGUUAAAUAGAUAUAUUUUUAUGAGGUAGAUUACAAUAACAUAAACCUAGUAAUUAUGGCAGAUAUUUUGUUUAUAUUCCACAUUAUAUAAAUUCAACAAAAUUAAUAACUUUUUCAAGUAGUUUCGUUUCCCAUUUAUGAUCAUGCAUUUUUGGAUAACAAACGCUAUUAAGCACCACAUGUGCAUAGCAUUUAUCAUUAUACCUCUGUAGUCAAAUGUAUUUCAUUAAUAUAUUUACUUCACAUAGCACAUGUGAAACAUAAAUUAAGUAAAGCACAGUACCAUAGAAUAGUAUAAUGGUUGCUGGUGGCACCAUGAAUCGUCCCUAACAUACAUAUUGCUUGCCGAUGACAUACCAGAAUAAAAAGAAGUUUAAUGUGGUUUUUACAAAAAGCUUCAAGUUAGUUGUGCUUUUUUCCAAAAAGCCUCUUUUUCAAUUUCUCCUCUGAGACUUUGCAUAAAUAUCUGUAUUUACAAGUGAGAACAAUUGUAAAUACUAAAUAUUUCUUUACUUUUUGUAAAAACUACACAUCUGUCAUGUCAUUACCUAUUAGAUUAAUAACAUUAGUUUAACAACCUUACAUUAAGUAAUGGUAAAGGAGAUUUAUAAUGGUAAUUCCAGAAAUAAUGUUAUAGAGAAUAAGUAUUAAUCUUUACAUUAGUUUUUGUAUUAAGUUAUACUGUGUUGUGUUACACAUAUAGUAACCAAAGUAUUUUUGGUGAUUUCUUUACAUAAAUUAUUUGUUUUAUAAAAAUGAAAAAACAAAAACAUACAUAGCAAGCAACAUUUGUAUAUAAUGUACGCAUUGUCGUUUUAUUUCCGUAUUUUGUAUAAACUGUUGUAUAUGCACGCUUGAUUAAUUUACUUUAUUUAUGUCAUAUACAUUUAUAUAUAUAUAUAUUUGUCACAUUAUUAUUAUUAUUAUUAUUAUUGUUUAAAAACUGAUAAUACUCCAUGUCCAUAUAGUGUUGAGCACUAUUUUAAAAUCAGUGUUAUCUUAAUUUUAAACUUGGAGUAUGGACUCAUUCCAUUGCUAUUACACAUGGUUGUAAUAUUUAGAAAAAUGUUUUCCUAAUACUAACAUGUUCAUAGUUUAUUUUAUAAGCUAUGAACAAUGCACAUUCCAUCACGUACAAAUCCUGUAUUAAAAAAGAAAAACUAUAAAAAUGUAAUAUGCUUGAUUUAAAAGUUGUUUAAGUAUUUUUGUGGAAAAAAAAAAAUAAAGAAAGUCAAGGUUGUGCUUGAA